AACCCGCAAUACCCUUCAAGGAAAAACUGAAAGAUCUUGAAGUGAGGGAGAAAGAGUCUGCCACCUUCCAAUGUGAAGUGCCUGUUCCUAGCACAGAGACAGCUUGGUUCAAGGAGGAAACCAAACUCCGGCAGAGCAAGAAAUACAACAUUGAAGAAGAGGGCACGUAUCGCCGGCUCACUGUCCAGAAUGUCACCACAGAUGAUGAUGCUGUUUAUAUCUGUGAGAUGAAAGAAGGCAGCAGGACUAUCGCGGAGCUGUCUGUCCAAGGGAACAUCAUCAAGAAACUUCCACGAAAGACUGCGGUCUCCGUAAAUGACACAGCCAUCUUCUGUGUGGAGCUGGACAAUGAAUGCCAGAACAUCCGAUGGCUGAAAAAUAAAGAAGAAGUGAAACCCAGUGAUCGAAUCUCCAUCACAGGCUCCGGCAAGAAACAUACCAUGAUCAUCCGAGAGUGUAAGAUGGAAGAUGCUGGUGAAAUUGCCUUCCUGGCUGAUGAAAGCAGGACUUCUACCCAGUUCACUGUGACCACUCCCAAAAAACCUCCCACCCAACCCCCAGCUGACCCUGUGGUGAAAAAUAAAACAGAAACCUCAGUGACGCUCGCAUGGUCCCCUCCCAAGAUGGACCGCCCCAUUCCCAUCGAUGGCUACAUCGUGGAACGCAAGAAACUAACCGGCUUUACCUGGGUGAGGUGCCAUGAGUCCCAUGUCCCUGUCCCCGAAUUCACAGUAAGCAACCUAUCAGAAGAGGCUGAUUAUCAGUUCAGAGUGUCUGCAGUCAACGCCUACGGACAGAGCCCCUACCUGGAGUUCCCAGGGAGCAUGCACCUUGAACCUGUCCUGGCUGUGAAAACCCCCCUGACAACCGUUGAGGCUGUACCUGGAGGGGAUGCCCUCUUCACUGUUGACCUUACAAAAACAUGUUCCGGCGCUUGGUACCUUAAUGGUAAAGUCUUACAGGAAAGCGAGACCUGUAUCAUUAAGAGAACUCAAACUACUCACACCCUAAUCAUAAAGAAUGUCACCAAGAACGAUGAUGGAGCAGAAGUGAAAUUUGUUGCCAAUAAUGUGGACACCAGCACCAAGAUGAGAGUGAAAGGUGUUGCAGUGAGAUUUACCAACAAGAGCAGAGAUAUAGAAAAGGUCUCUGCUCGAUUGCGAGAGGAAGCCAAACUUCAGGCCGAGCUUUCGGACUCUGAAGUUACCGUGAAGUGGAUGAAGGAUGGGAAAGAGCUCAAGGCCAGUGAAAAACAUGAAAUUCAAACUGUGGGGAAGAGGCACAUCCUGAAAAUUCGCAACACUGCAGCAGAGGAUGCUGGAGUUUAUGAAUGCGUCUGUGAAGGGGAUAAAAUGCUCUAUCAGCUCUCAGUGAAAGCACUUGCAAACUUUAUAAACAAAGAGAAAAGUGGAGGAGUUGUCAAGGCCAUUGCUGGAAAACAGGCUGAAUUUGUUUCCGAGACCUCCGAGGCCAACAUCAUGGUUAAGUGGUACAAAGAUGGCAAAGAAAUCACAGCCAGCAAGAAAUUCGCCAUGGAAGAUAAAGGAAAACUGCAUAAGCUUGUGGCUUCAGCUGUGACAAAAGAAGAUGAAGGAACAUACACAUGCAGAAUUGGAGAUGACACUCUUAUUUUUGAUUUAAAAGUCUCAGAUGAAGCGGUUAAUUUUGUCAACAAGCCCAAAACAACUCCAGAAAUAUCAGUCAGACCUUCUGAAAACCUGGAGCUAGUGUGUGAGGUGUCGGCUGCGAGCGGAGCCGUGGUAUGGAAGAAGGAUCAAACCGAGGUGAGGCAGGACCAGAGGACAACAGUCGUCUCCCAGGGGACACACCGCAAGCUCAUCAUCAAGAAAGUGACGCAGCAAGACCAAGGGAGCUAUACCUGUGAAACAAAGGAUGACAGAACAACAUUCCAAGUCAAAGUCAGAGAGACAGAAGACAUGUUUACAAACAAGGAGAAGGUGCAGAAGGAGGUAAAAGCUGCACUAUCAGAAAACGCCACGCUGAGCUGCGAGGUGGCCCAGGAGAAGACCGAUGUGAAAUGGUACAAGGAGGGCAAACUGAUCACCUCGAGCAAGAAGUUCCAGGUGGAGUCGGAGGGCAAAUCGCGUCGCCUGGUGGUGGGUCAGGUGGAGAAGAAAGAUGCUGGGGAGUACACCUGCGAGGCUGCUGGCCAGAAACUGACCUUCAAGAUUGUUGUCACAGAAGCAGAAGCAGCAUUUGUCAAUAAAGAUAAAGUGAAGAAAGAGGUAAAAGCUGCACUAUCAGAAAAUGCCACCCUGAGCUGCGAGGUGGCCCAGGAGAAGACCGAUGUGAAAUGGUACAAGGAGGGCAAACUGAUCACCUCGAGCAAGAAGUUCCAGGUGGAGUCGGAGGGCAAAUCGCGUCGCCUGGUGGUGGGUCAGGUGGAGAAGAAAGAUGCUGGGGAGUACACCUGCGAGGCUGCUGGCCAGAAACUGACCUUCAAGAUUGUUGUCACAG
Apaloderma vittatum (bar-tailed trogon) is the source of this 2478-nucleotide messenger RNA. Its product is annotated as obscurin-like. The transcript is spliced from 9 exons. NCBI's taxonomy places the organism in Eukaryota, Metazoa, Chordata, Aves, Trogoniformes, Trogonidae. Gene Ontology annotation, molecular function: protein binding. The annotation marks the transcript as partial. The record is from RefSeq and is a predicted model, not a curated record.